This is a messenger RNA of Haemonchus placei, 522 nucleotides long. The record is from the annotation of a GenBank genome assembly. NCBI's taxonomy places the organism in Eukaryota, Metazoa, Nematoda, Chromadorea, Rhabditida, Trichostrongylidae.
AUGGUUCCUCCUGAGUUGGAGUUGCCAACAGCGCUGCCUCCUGCCACUGUAUACUCGCCAUGUCCACAUGAUCUCGGAUGUCCAAAACUGACAUCUAAGUGCGUAUCAAAUCUUGUCUUAAAUUCAAUCGCAGUAUUUCCAUCUUCCAGAAGUCCAUGUACAUUUUCCGUUCGAUGGCGAGUUAUACGAGCAGAUGGUAAGCGUUCACGACAUGAGGAAGGUGGCACUGAGAUCGGAAAGUUUUCGUUCGUUAUUCUGGAAAAGGGCAUGCGACAUUCUCAGGACACCAUCACUAGGAUUCUGACGAUGCGACAUAGUAGCGGUCAUGUAACAUGUGAUUUAUGUACUGCAUAUGAUGGGAUCCAAAGACUUACGGUUUCCCGUAGAGCCGGUGUACUGUACCAACGAGCUCGAGCACGACGUGAUGGUGAACUGUUUCCUCUUCAAAUAAAAACGAAGACGACAGAAAAUAUGUUCGACUUUCGCAACCUUGUAAAUCAUGAUGAGAAAACUAGUGAAUAG